CAAGAAAACAAGAUGGAUGGGAAGAAGUGGUACCAAGUUACAGAUAAGGCAGUUCCAGCAGGGUCCAAGUCUGUUCUCUGAAAAGAAGCUCUAACAUCAAAGAGGCUGAAAAGCAAACAUCAACCAAAAUGGAAGGAGGCAACAGUCCAAAUCUGCAACUUCAGCAGCUCCCGUUGGCCACAGCAGCGGUUUCUGUGCAGCCACACAUUGACUCCUUUUCUUACAAGGAGAACUUGAUUGGUGCAUUACUAGCUAUUUUUGGGCAUCUUGUUAUCAGUAUUGCACUCAACCUCCAGAAAUACAGCCACAUCCGGCUGGCAGGUUCCAAAGACCCCCGAGCCUACUUCAAAACCAAGACGUGGUGGUGUGGGCUGUUCCUGCUGGUGCUGGGUGAACUGGGAGUGUUUUCCUCUUACGCCUUUGCUCCUCUGUCACUGAUUGUACCACUCAGUGCGGUGUCUGUUAUAGCUAGUGCAAUCAUAGGAAUUAUAUUUAUUAAAGAAAAGUGGAAGCCCAAGGAAUUUCUGAGCUGUGGUUUGGCAAUUGUUGGAACUUAUCUGCUGAUAACAUUUGGACCUAAUAGUCAUGAGAAGAUGACAGGAGAAAAUAUCACUAGGCAUUUAGUGAGCUGGCCAUUUCUGUUGUAUAUGCUUGUGGAGAUCAUCCUAUUCUGCCUGCUGUUAUAUUUUUACAAGGAGAAAAAUGCAAACUACAUUGUCGUUAUUCUUCUGCUGGUAGCUUUGCUGG
Molecule: messenger RNA, 747 nt
Organism: Eurypyga helias (sunbittern)
Lineage: Eukaryota; Metazoa; Chordata; Aves; Eurypygiformes; Eurypygidae
Gene: NIPAL3
Product: NIPA-like domain containing 3
Exons: 6
Biological process (GO): magnesium ion transport
Cellular component (GO): membrane
Molecular function (GO): magnesium ion transmembrane transporter activity
Source: RefSeq, a predicted model, not a curated record